CAGGUUGUGUUAUUACCUGCUGUGUGACUAUGAGCCACACUAAAGUAGAGGUAACAGUGAGAUUAUCGUAUGCAAACCCGUAGUAAAUUGAAUAAUGUCAUUCAUGUACCUGGAGUCAGAAUUUGCUGUACAGACCUGCAUAGAAUGCAGGCCCAUACCCCAGAAUGGCUCCUUCUUUCCUAUACUGAGUAGACACACUGUGCCCCUUUACUGUAUUUGUUUGCUCUCUGCCUUCCCCCAGAAGCACUCUUCAUUCUCCUUUGCCUUUUCACCUGAGCCAGGUUUUCUCUGUCCUCACCAGUUUCUGGCUCCUCAAACUGCUGUUCCUGCUGGGCCUCUGUGCUGUUGCCUUCUGCAUUCCUGAUGAGCACCUCUUCCCAGCCUGGCAUUACAUUGGCAUCUGUGGAGGCUUCACAUUCAUCCUACUACAGUUGGUGCUUAUCACAGCCUUUGCCCAUUCCUGGGACAAGAACUGAACAACCCCGCUCUGGCCUUCUGCAAGCCUCUAUCAUCAGCUGCUAUAUCAUUUAUCUGACCUUCUCUGCACUGUCUAGUCGUCCUCCAGAAAGAGUAAUCCUUCAAGGAAAGAAUCACAGCCUGUGCCUGCCCGGCUUGAGGGAACUGGAACCCCAGACGCCAGACACCUUGCUAGCAAUGCUGAGUGCUGGCUUCAUGUAUGCAUGUGUGCUUCUGGCUUGCAAUGAAGUUUCCUACCUGGCUGAAGUAUUUGGGCCCUUGUGGAUUAUCAAGGUUUAUAGCCACGAAUUCCAGAAGCCCUCACUCUGCUUCUGCUGCCCUCCAACCGUGGAGCCUGAGGAUGGGCAGAGGGCUGGGACUGCCAAGCAAGAUGACCCCGAGACACCCCAGGCUCCUCCAGUGCAAGGCCAGCAGCUUUCCUACAGCUACUCUGCCUUUCAUUUUAUCUUCUUCCUUGCCUCACUAUACGUCAUGGUGACGCUUACCAACUGGUUCAGCUAUGAAGGAGCAGAACUGGAAAAGACCUUCACCAAGGGUAGCUGGGCUACCUUCUGGGUUAAAGUCGCCUCAUGUUGGGCCUGUGUACUCCUGUCUGCAGGACUGUUACUGGCACCGCUCUGCUGGUCUCCCACCCCAGCUUCCCAGCCUCCUCCUGUCUUCAGGCAACACUGCCAUCGGAUCACUGUCACCAGAUAACAAGCCUCUGGCCUGUGUCCUAACAAACUCUGGUUCCUGAGGUUGUACUCCUACUCUAGGCUCAGGUAAACUGUCCAGCACAGCUCAGUACCUCAAGGACAGCAUGGGGAGCCAUGUCCCCUUAGGCUUAGGCCAUUACUAUGUCUGAAUUGGGAGAAUUAGUCAGCUGCACACACCCUCACUAGAGCUACCAUAUGUCUUCACCCCAGUUCAAAAGCCUAACUCCCAAAUCAGCAACUCAGGAACCACUACUAAUUUACAGCAGACAGUGUGGCACCAGCCCUUUCCUGGCUCUUGAGCUGAGGUGGGGGUGGGGAAAGACCAGGGACUAAAGACUUAGCUCUGCCCAGAGAAGAAAAAAAAAAUCAGUUCAGCCUGAGCUCAGCGAUGUAAGCCCAGAACCAAUCAGGACAUAGCAAGAAAGCAGCAGAGACUACCUCAGGUUUUAAUCCUGAUUUGGAGGUCUAGGGCUAAGUGGCAAGAGAGAACCCACCCUCAAGAAUCAAAGGAGAGAAUGUGAAUGCUUUGAGAGCAGCUGACCACAGAAAUCAGUGAGCAGCAGGAAUAUUUGGCCAACUUACAAGCAGACGAACGAACUGAGGAACAAUGAGGAGGAAAUCUAUAAACUUAGGUCUUGGAGCCUUCCCUCAGGCUCCCAACUCCAUCGUUGGGCUGGUGUUCGAGGUCUGGGUAGGGGACAAAAAUCACAGAAAAGAAGUUUCUAUGGUUCUUAAAGGAAUCCUCUACCACAUACAUCUUAUCCUGGCUGACACAAAACAAUAAAUAAGGCUUCUCCUGU
Ochotona curzoniae (black-lipped pika) is the source of this 1972-nucleotide messenger RNA. RefSeq names its product serine incorporator 4 (gene SERINC4). Lineage: Eukaryota; Metazoa; Chordata; Mammalia; Lagomorpha; Ochotonidae. The record is from RefSeq and is a predicted model, not a curated record. Gene Ontology annotation, cellular component: membrane. The coding region runs from base 364 to 1173 and encodes 269 amino acids. The transcript has 8 exons.